Messenger RNA from Astyanax mexicanus (Mexican tetra), 6527 nucleotides. RefSeq names its product thyroid hormone receptor interactor 11 (gene trip11). The coding region runs from base 511 to 6450 and encodes 1979 amino acids. Gene Ontology annotation, molecular function: small GTPase binding. Gene Ontology annotation, biological process: Golgi organization; endoplasmic reticulum to Golgi vesicle-mediated transport. The transcript has 22 exons. The record is from RefSeq and is a predicted model, not a curated record. Gene Ontology annotation, cellular component: Golgi apparatus. NCBI's taxonomy places the organism in Eukaryota, Metazoa, Chordata, Actinopteri, Characiformes, Acestrorhamphidae.
UCCGGUGAUGGCCGCGGUCGAGCUGGCAGGAGUGGAGCAGGAGGACCAAAACAAAGGCCUUUUCUACCUUUUUGGACACUUUAUGAACACUGUCUUCACUCCUGCGGAGGUUAUGAGGAUGUUUUGAGUUGUUUCCACCGCAUUAGAAUGUUAUAUCGGCCGUUGGAGGCUUUAUAUCAGGGUUUCAGUUCGGCAACGGACCCUCGGUUUAACAGCAGCUGCUGAAAAGAGCUCUGAGCCCGGGCUCUGAUGAGAGUCGGGCGGGUGGGUGUGAGGGAUUGAAAGAGUGUGUAAGUGAUAUUGUGAGUGUGUGAGGGAGUAUAAGAGUGUAUGAAAGCGUAAAAGUGAGUGUGUGAGGGAGUAUAGGAGUGUGUGAGAGUGUGAAAGUGUGUGUGUAAUAGUGUGUGAGUGACAUUGUGAGUGUGUGAGAGUUCGGAUGCUUUAACUGCCAGCGUGCCUGUGUGUUUGGAUAGGACAGUGUGUGUGUGAGAGUUUGUGUGAGUGUGUGUGAUGUCCUGGUUGGGGGGUUUGGGCUCGGGGCUCGGGCAGUCCCUCGGGCAGGUUGGAGGAAGUCUCUCUUCCUUCACCGGUCAGAUCUCCAACUUCACUAAAGACAUCCUGUUGGAGGGAACCGAGGAGGUGGGAGAUGCUGCCACUGAGCUGCAUGUGUCCAACUCGAGGCUGGUGGAGCUGGAGACUUCAUUCGCUACACAGAAAUCUGAGUAUGAUCGUCUGAGGAGAAUAAAUGCUGAACUGGAGGAGAAGUUAGAGGCAGCAGAGAUCCAGGUUAAACAGCAAUCCCUGGAGUACAGGACUGUCCUGCAGCAGAAAGAGGUUGAGAUCAGCCAUCUGAAAGCCAGGCAGAACACGCUGCAGGAGGAGGUUCAGAAGUUCAGAAGUUCUGAUGUUAUCCCUUCCACUUCUGGGCCUGCUGUUCUUCCUGUUACCACUGGAGCCACCACUACGAGUUCCACCACCUUCCUGUCCCGCUCCCCAUCAGCCCAUCAUGGAUUCCAUGGAGACGAGGUGGACUUGAGCGAUGUUUUGUGGUCACAGCAGGAAAUAAACCGCCUAUCCAGUGAGGUGCAUCGUUUAGAGGCCGAUGUUGCCCACUGGAGGAGAGUUGCUCAGGCAUCUAAAGUGCCAGGAGCAGAAAAUGGUGAUCAAGGAGAAAUCUUGAAGCUGCAGAGAACCAUCCAAGAGCUGCGAGAGACGAUGGGCAAAGAGGUUGACGAGCACCAGCAUGAACUGGCCGUGUUGCAGGAUGCUCAUCGGCAGAAACUUUCUGACAUCACAAAACGGCACAGAGAGGAACUGGCAGAGUAUGAGGAGAGAAUCGAAGAGCUAGAGGAGCAAAUACAAAGUGGGGAUGGUGCCACGGUGUCCAUGCCAGCUGCACCACAGGAUUCCUCCAAACUUGAGGAGUUACAGGCCACUAUUCAUUCUCUGCAAGAGGAGGCGAGACAUCAGAAGGUCAAGCAUGAUGAGCUGAUGGCCAGUGUCGAGGAGGCUGAACGUCUCAGGGCGGCAUUAGAACAGGAGAAGGAGGAGGCCAAGGCGGAGAACGCUGAACUCCUGCAGAACUACAGCCGCCUUCAGAGCUCCGUCAGUGAGCUUCAGACUCGAGUGCAGGAGCAGGAGGGCAAAGCCAUGUUCAAAGCCCAGCAGGACAGCGAGAUUCAGGCACUGAAGAAAGCUCUCGCAGCUGCUGAAAAAGAGAUGUCCAGGCUCCAGUCCCUCAGUGAGAGUGAAUUUAAGGCGGAGGUUGAGCAUGCUGACAUUCUAGAGCUUAACACAAUCAUCGGUACCCUGAGUCAAGAGAAGGAGGACCUGGAGAAAGAGAAGCUGGAAUUAGUUGAGAAGUUGAGACUAGCAGAGGAGAGCAAAGAUUCAGCUCAAACUGAAGACCUGCAGCUGGAAGUCUCGGACCUAAAAAGCCAACUGGAUCAGAGAGAGCAGUCUCUAAAGCAAGCACAUCUCGACAUAGGCACACUCACAGCUGAGCUAGAGGAGCUUGACCGGCAAAACCAAGAUGCCACACAGCAUCUCAUCACUCUGAAAGAUCAACUUACUGCACAAAAAUCUCAGACGGAAGCUGAAGUGGCCCAUCUAAAGUCAGAGCUUUCUGAUUCUCUCAGCCAAAAGGAGGUGUUGAAUCAAGAGCUGGAGUCUCAGAAGCAGAAGCUCAGUCAAAGUGCCUUCACCCUUAACGACCUGCACAUGGGCAAGCAGCAGCUGGAGGCCACAGUGAAGGAGCUGAGGGAUAAAUUAAGCAAGUCUCAGGAGCUUGGUAAAGAGGCACGUCUUGAGACCUCUGAGUUGAAGAAGCUUCUGCAGGAAAAGGAAGGCCAGCUUUCUGCUGUUCAUGAAGAGCUUGGUCAUGCUGGGAAACAGGGAAGUGAAGCUGAAAGUCAGAAGAUGUUUCUGGAAGAGCAGGAUAAGGAAAUACAGGAUUUGAGAAGAGAACUAGCGGAGUUAAAGGUCUCAUAUGAAAAAAGGUCGACAGAAGAUUUUGAUUUGAAGAUAGAGAACAAGAAGAUGAAGGAAGAAAGUGUUCAGGCUGUUGAGAGGGUGAAGAAUCUGGAACGCCAAUUGCAGGAUAAUCAGACUUCUGUUAGUAGAUUAGUCUUGGAGAAGGACACUCGCAUCGAAGCUUUGAAGUUGGAGAAGAGUCAGCUAGAAGGAGAACUGAAUCAGUUAGAGAGGCGACUAGCAGAUCAGGCGAAGCAGUAUCAAGGAACCAUCGAGGAGUUGACCAGAGCUCGCUCUAUGGACGCCUCAGCAUUGCAGAUGGAACACGAGCGUGCCGUAAAGCUAAAUCAAGAAAAAGAUCUGACGAUAGGAGAACUAAAACGUGAGAUUGAGCAGAUGGCAUCUGACCACAAAGACACAAGCGAGAUGUUGGACAUUACUGUGGCUGGACAGAAGCAGCUUACUGAGCUUCUUAAAGAGAAGGAUAUUUUCGCAGCAUCGCUCAAAGCUCAAGCUACUGAGAUGCAGAGCGAGCUGGAGGCUGGCAUGCAACAGGCAAAGCAAGACGGCGAUGCCCUCAGGAAGUCUGUAGAGGAGAAAGACAAACAGCUCGCGGCCAUGAAGGAGGAAAACAGCCACCUAAAGGAAGAAAUCGACCGCCUGAGGGACCAGCAGAGCAGACCACAACCGAUGUCUGAACCAAGGACGCUGGACAUAAUCACAGAGCUGGAAACAGAAGUUGCACAGCUAAAAGCAGCCAAAGACAAACUUCAGGAGGAGGCUGAAGCUUUAAGGACUGUAUCGGAGGAGCAGCGUGAAUCGAUGAUGCGAUCCCAACACAGUCUACAGGUGCUGCAGAGUGAGUUAGAGCAGGCCCGGUCGAGACACGAGCAGAGCACACUCAACUACGAAAGGCUAAUCAGCGCCAAGGACGAGGAGAUAACCCAGCUACAGUCAGAGGUUGAAAGCCUUAGCACACAGAGGCAAACUCAACCUCAGACUGUGGACAUCCUUCAAGAAGACAAGACUCGAUCUCUCGGUGGCGAGAACGGCAACGAGAAGCAUGACCUAUCAAAGGUGGAGAUUGAGAGGCUUGUGAAGGGCAUCAAGGAGAAGGAGACUGAGAUCAUCCAGCUGAACGAGAAGAAUCUUUCUUUGACCAAACAGCUGGAUCAGCUCGUGGUCUCCCGCGAUGAACUUGGCAAACUUUCGCAGAUAGUGCUUCAGAAGGAUCUGGAAAUCCAAGCGCUUCAUGCACGAGUUUCCGGGGGAUAUAGUCAGGAUGUUCUUUUGCUCCAGCAGCAGAUGCAAGCUUACGCAGUGGAACGAGAGCAAGUUCUUGCAGUUCUGAACGAGAAAACUCGUGAGAACAGUCAGCUACGCUCAGAAUACCAUCGCAUCAUGGAUAUAGUUGCAGCCAAAGAAGCAGCACUGCUUAAACUUCAGCAGGAAAACCAGCGCAUUUCCACCAUGAGUGACCCUUCAGGCAGCCAGGAAAUGUUCAGAGAGACCAUCCAGAACUUGUCUCGAAUCAUCCGCGAGAAGGACAUCGAGAUCGACGCUCUUACGCAGAAAUGCCAGACUUUGGUCACUGUCCUCCAGUCUUCCAGUGGAGACUCAGGAAGUGGUGGACAGGGUGGUGUGAGCAGCAACCAGUUUGAAGAGCUCUUGCAGGAGCGGGACACCCUCAAGCAACAGGUCAAGAAGAUGGAUGAGUGGAAGCAGCAGGUGAUCACCACAGUGAAAAACAUGCAGCACGAAUCUGCCCAGCUUCAAGAGGAGCUUCUUAAACUACAGGGGCAGGUGUCCGCCGACAGCGACUGCAGCUCCAAACUCUCGGUGGACUACUCCAGACUCAUCCAGAGUUAUGAGCAGAAGGAGAGGAAGCUGGGCUCGCUGAGUCAAGAACUUGCUCACGUACAGCAGACUAUUAGCCAGCUCAGUAGUACCAGAGACGUCCUGCUCGGGAAACUGGACAGCUUUUCUCAGGACUCAGAUGUGUCCAUGCCUUUUGUCCAGAUCGCUGAACAUGUCCAGGUUGCUUCAGCUCCACCUUCCAGUAUCCAGGAUGAGCCUUUACGACAGGACUUGCAAUCCUUACAGAGACUGGUAGCUGAGAAAGAGAGUAUGAUAAGAACACUUCAGGAGAACAACCAUCGCUUAUCGAAUUCUGCGUCGUUGUCAGAGAGUGAACAGAGGGGACAUGUAGAGGAGCUGAGACAGUCCCGGGAGAGGAUCGACACACUACAGCGCUCUCUCAGAGAAAAAGACCUGCUUAUCAAGACCAAGGGAGACCAGCUAAUUCAGGUGAGUGAAAACUUGCGGAACCGAGAAAACGAUAAUGAGGUUUUGAAGCAGGCGGUCACAAACCUGAAGGAGCGAGCUCUGAUCCUCGAGCUGGAUGUCAAAAAGCUGAAAGAAGAGAAUGAAGCAAUUGCAGUGAAAUCUCGAGAGAAGGAGACAGAAUUCCGUGCGCUGCAGGAGACCAACAUGCAGGUGUCACUGUUGCUACGUGAGAGAGAGUUUGAAUGGAGAGCUAUAAGUGAGAAGGCAGCAGCCAUGGAGAAGUUGCUUAAAGAUCGAGAACAGGGUAAGUCUGGGGAGUUGAACCAGCUGCUGAACGAGGUGAGAUCAAUGCAGGAGAAGGCUGUAGCUUUCCAACAGGAGAGAGACCAGGUGAUGAUGGCUCUGAAACAGAAGCAGAUGGAGACGUCAGCCUUACAGAGCGAGCUGCAGCACACUAAGGACAAGGAGCAGAGGCAGAAGUUGGAAUUGGAGCGUUUGCGGAAUCACCUGCUGGAGAUCGAGGACUCGUACACACGAGAAGCACUAGCGGCAGAGGACCGUGAGAGCGAUCUUAGGCGAAGGGUGGCACUGCUGGAUGAGAAGCUGGCAUCGUCCUGCAGCGCAGUGGAGAACGCCAGUCAGCAGGCCAGUCUACAGGUGGAGUCUCUUCAGGAACAGCUGAAUGGGGUGGUCAGGCAGAGGGAUGAGGCCUUGAUCCAGCUCCGUGCUGCUCAGGAACAGGUCAAUCAGUACGCAGUGUCCCUCUCCAACCUGCAGAUGGUGCUAGAGCAGUUCCAACAAGAGGAGAAAGCCAUGUACUCAGCAGAGCUGGAAAGGCACAACAAAGAGAAGGAUGACUGGAGAAGGAAGGCGGAGACACUAGAGGACAAGGCUUCCGCCCUGCAGCUGAACUUGGAUGAAGCGAACGCUGCUUUGGAGUCGGCUUCUAGGCUCACUGACCAGCUGGACCUGAAGGAAGAGCAGAUUGAAGAGCUGAAGAAACAGGUGGAGGUGAGGCAGGAGAUGCUGGAUGAAGCCCAGAAAAAGCUGACCAACCUUCUCAACAGCACAGAGGGCAAAGUGGACAAAGUUCUAAUGAAAAAUCUCUUUUUGGGGUAUUUCCACACCCCUCGAAACAAACGCGCCGAGGUGCUAAGACUUAUGGGCAAUGUUCUUGGUUUGGAACCAGAUGAAGUGGAGCAGAUGUUAAAUGAUGAAGGGAAGAAAGGGGUUACUGGUUGGGUUUCUGGUUGGCUGGGCGGCGGCCGAGCGGUUCAGAGCGUCCCCAACACACCCCAAAGACCCACACACACCCAAAACCUCAACGGGUCGUUCUCUGAGAUGUUUGUGAAGUUCCUAGAAGUGGAGUCCAGUCCAGCAGCUCCUGCUCCUAAACUACCUGUUUACGACAUUAAGCCUCUGAGUGCGCCCCCACCUGGCCGGAGUACUGUAACCGCACCUGCAGCAGGUGCAGCAGGUAGCAGUAAGCGUGGCGGGGAGUCCAAUCCAUUCCUAACUCCUCGCUCUGCCGCCAUCCCUCUGCUGAACCCCGGCGCUCCUGGCGGCAGUGGACCCGCGAGCGGCCACCUGCUCAUGAAGCCCAUCUCGGACGCUCUGCCCACUUUCACGCCCAUGCCUGUGUCUGCCGAGGCCAGCGCAGGGGCCAUCCUCAAAGACCUGCUUAAGCAGUGAGUGCUCAGACAGGCAGCACUGCCACUUAAAGCACUUUAGCCAAUCGGCUGGACACACACACCAGACACUACAGAGUC